This is a messenger RNA of Malus domestica (apple), 3155 nucleotides long. The record is from RefSeq and is a predicted model, not a curated record. NCBI's taxonomy places the organism in Eukaryota, Viridiplantae, Streptophyta, Magnoliopsida, Rosales, Rosaceae.
CGAAGCCAGUGAGCUCCCAAAAGGCUUCUUGCUAGAACAACCGGUUUGUAUUGGUGCUCCAAGGAACGUAUAUAUUGAAGAGCAGUUGAUCACUUCAUCCAUAACCAACAGGGCUAAGGGCAUGGAGAUUGUUAGUCUAAUUGUCGGAAUAGUUGACAAGUAUGCAGUUGAACCAGCUAUACGCCAAGUGGGUUACCUAACUCACUGCAAAAGCAACCUUGAGAAUCUACAGACUCAAGUGAACAACUUAAAUGACGCUAGAGAGCGGCUACGGCUGGAGGUUGUUCGAGCUGAAGAACUAGGUGAAGGAAUCCACACUGACGUCCAGAACUGGCUGGAUGAAGUGGUUGAGAUCACCGAGAAGGCGAACGAAUUAUGGAAGCCUGAUACGCAAGCAAAGAUGAGCUGUCUCCGUGGGGUUUGUCCAAACCCAGUGCACCGUUACAAGCUAGGCAGGAGAUCAACAAAGUUGGAGCGGGUGGUUGUUAACCUCUUCGCAAAAAAAGAUUUCGCUAGCAUUUCGUACAAUGUCCGCCCACAAGAUGUAUCCGUGGUAUCUGACAGACAUUAUGAGGCAUUUGAUUCGAGGACUUCAACUGUAAAGGAAAUCAUGGAUGAACUGAGACUUCCUAAUACCGACCUGAUUUUGGUGUAUGGUAUUGGAGGCGUGGGGAAGACCACACUGGUUGAAGAAGUCCUUAGGCAAGCUGUAAAAGAAAAGUUAUUUGCUGAUGCGGUUAUGGUAAGAAGUGUGCAAAAUCCGAACCUUGAAGGAAUUCAAAAAGAAAUUGCCAGAAAGUUGGGUAUGGAAGUUCAAGAAAGCGAAACUAUGUCAGUAAGAGCACCUCGUCUAUGUGACAGAGUAAAAGACAAGAAUGUUCUUGUAAUUUUAGACAACAUUUGGGAAAGCAUUGACUUGGAGGCGGUAGGACUUCCUUGUCUGCCGAAUUGCAGAAUACUUCUGACAUCCAGAACUCGAAAACUGCUAUCCUCAGAGAUGCGGUCGCAAAAAGACUUUGAGCUUCGAGUUUUAAACGAGGAAGAAGCUUGGCAUUUAUUUGAGACGAAAGCAGGUGAUGUUGUUAAAAAUCCCGACAUACGAACUGUGGCAACCGAUGUAGCCGAAAAAUGCGGAGGUUUGCCAGUUUUGGUUGUCACAGUCGCAAGCUCUUUAAGAAAUACUAGUGCUUUACCAGUAUGGAAGAAUGCCUUGAGAAGCCUAAAAGCGUUUGACUACGAAGACUCAGCCCAACAAGAAGCAUUCUCAGCUUUAGAGUGGAGUUACAAUCAAUUGGAUGAUCAAAAGCUUAAGCCACUAUUCUUGAUCUGUGGAAUUUUUGUAUAUGAUACGGGAUACGCUGAUCUGACAGACUUGUUGAAAUGUACAAUUGGUUUGGGUUUGUUUAAGAACAUCGAUUCAGUGGAGGACGCACGAUAUGCAUUGUAUGCGCGGAUUGAAGAGCUUAAAGAUUCUGGUCUGUUACUCGACUCCUAUGACAAUACAUCAAUCAGAAUGCACGAUUUGUUAUGUGAUGUUGCCAUCAAGAUUGCAUCCAAAGGCCACCGUGCCUUACUAAGAGGAAACGGAGAUGUCUUGAAGGAAUGGCCAAACAUUAAGGAGUUUUCUGAAAAUUGCACAAUGAUCUCUUUGUCUUGCAAUAUCAUCCCUGAGCUUCCUGAAGUUUUGAAAUGCCAACAACUGGAGUAUUUUUAUUUGAACGUUGAUGGUGAGUUGCUUGAAAUCCCAGGUAACUUCUUUGAGGAGAUGAAAGAGCUUAAAGUUAUGGAUUUAACCGAUGCGCGUAUUUCGUCGCUGCCUCCAUCUCUUCUUCUCCUACGAAAUCUUCGGACAUUGUGUUUGGAUAGUUGCGUGUUGGGAGACGUAGCUCUAGUCGGACAGCUAUCGCAACUAGAAAUUCUCAGCUUUAUGUAUUCUACGUUUAAAAAGUUGCCUGAAGAAAUAGGGAAAUUGACUCGUCUUCGACUGCUGGAUUUAAAGGGCUGCUAUGGUCUCGAAGUGAUUUCACCUAAUGUUAUAUCACGUUUGACAAGUCUGGAAGACUUGAGAAUGAAAGAGAGCUUCAACGGAUGGGUGCCCGAAGGAGUAAGCGGAGAAAGAAGUAAUGCUAGCCUUUCAGAACUGAAGGACUUGCCUCAUUUAGCUGCAUUAAGCAUACAUAUUCCAGAUGCUGGCAGUAUUCCGACGGACUUGUUCACUGACAAGUUAAAAAGAUACCAAGUAUUAAUCGGUGCUUGGUGGGAAUCGGAUGAUGAGGAUGAAACCCUCAACUCAUUGACGCUUUACGAAAUGCGGGAGUUGCUGUAUCUACGCAACGAGAAUUUCCCAGGGGCAGGCCCAGUUUUUCCAAACUUGGAAGUUCUGCGAGUGGUGGUAUGUCCAGAAUUGAAGGAGAUAGGGUCAUCAGCUAUUCCCUUCAAGAAUUUAACAACUUUGGAAGUAUAUGGUUGUCACAGCUUGAAAUAUUUAGCAACAUAUACGAUAGCCAAAACUUUAAAGCGGCUAAGAACAAUGACGGUUGGGGGCUGUGAAAGAAUGAGAGAAAUAGGGGCAACGACAUCAGAUGGAGAUGAUGCAGGAAAUGAUGGUGAGAUUUCUUUUUGCCAGUUGCAAAGUUUGCAACUUUUCUCUCUACCAAGUCUGCAAGAUUUCUUCUCUGGAAAUUGCAUUGUCAAAUUCCCAUGCUUGAAAACUGUAAAUAUAUAUGAAUGCCCUAAGUUGAAGAUCAACAGCUCUGAGUGGAAGAGUUCCCCAGAACUACAAGGAGUGCGGAUAACAGAACAUUAUGUGCGGUGGCCAUGAGGAUGAUGAUGUUGACUGUUGAUACAGAUGAUGGUGUUGGUGAGGGUGACAAUGUUAAUGAUGACGGAAGCUAUGAUGAUUCUAACAAAUAGAGCGAAGGUGAUGCAGAUGUUGCUGAUGGAUCGUGGUGGUCGUGGCAAAACUAAACUCAAUGUACAUAAAGAAUUAACAACUUUGCUGCAUGGUUAGUUCUCUUGUUAACAUGUUUGUUAUUUCUGUGUGUAAUGGUUUUGGGUUUUAACGAAGACAAUCUUCUGCCCAUUUUAAAUUAAAUUUCGAAUAAUUUAAAAUAAAUUUUUUGCUUGAUUUUUAGUUUUCAUAAGCUGGUGUACUC